CAAAGAGAUAUCGUGAUGCAUGUUUCGAUGUACUCCUAUGAACAAAAGCUGACAGUUUUAUAUCUAUCCCCUUUCUCCCGCUCCCUUCCCCCUACUCAAACUCCCCACCAAAGCACAACAAACAAACACCAUGCAUCCACCAACCCUCCUCCUCCCAACCCUGCUUCUCCUCUUAUCCCACCCCUCCCUAGCCCAACAUCCAACCUCAACCCCUAUUCCCCCCUUCACUUUCGAAACCCCUCCAGCAGCACAAACCCUCGAAGACUCACCGACAGCAAAAAACGCCCUCUCUUAUUGCACAACAACAGAGACACUCACCGAGAUCCUAGUUUGGGAAUUCUCGACCGUCACGGUUUUAAGCUCGCAGGUUUCGUCUAGUAGUAGGUCGAUGACGAGUACGACGACGACGAGAGCGGAGGGGGGAACUUUGGGGUUGGGAAGUGGAAGUGGUGCUGUGAGGAAUGCUGGGUUUGGAUGGGGGUUGCUUUUGGGAGCGUGGGGUGCUUGGGGGGUGGUGUGAUGGUA
Molecule: messenger RNA, 525 nt
Organism: Amorphotheca resinae ATCC 22711
Lineage: Eukaryota; Fungi; Ascomycota; Leotiomycetes; Helotiales; Amorphothecaceae
Exons: 1
Coding region: 131-520 (129 amino acids)
Source: RefSeq, a predicted model, not a curated record